Molecule: messenger RNA, 1758 nt
Organism: Nerophis ophidion (straightnose pipefish)
Lineage: Eukaryota; Metazoa; Chordata; Actinopteri; Syngnathiformes; Syngnathidae
Gene: inaa
Product: internexin neuronal intermediate filament protein, alpha a
Exons: 5
Coding region: 21-1370 (449 amino acids)
Biological process (GO): intermediate filament organization
Cellular component (GO): postsynaptic intermediate filament cytoskeleton; intermediate filament; cytoplasm
Molecular function (GO): structural constituent of postsynaptic intermediate filament cytoskeleton
Source: RefSeq, a predicted model, not a curated record
GCUGAGACUCAACGGCAGACAUGAGCUACAAUUCUUCCUCCUACCGAAAGGUGUUUGGAGAUUCCAGCAGGUUCUCCACCUCUUCCUCCCGCAUGAGCAGCGCCGUGCCUCGGUCCUCGGCGGGACUCAGGUCCAUGGCGGUGUCGCGGAGCAGUAGCUCCUCGGUGGGUAUGUACCGAAGGAUGGUCCACCCCCAGACCUCCUUCUCUCUUGGGGCCUCGGACUCCCUUGACCUGAGCCACACCUCAGUAGUCAACAACGAACUGAAACUCAUCAGAACCAACGAGAAGGAGCAGCUUCAGGGUCUGAAUGAUCGCUUCGCCAUGUUCAUUGAUAAAGUCAGACACUUGGAACAGCAGAAUAAAAUCCUGGAGUCUGAGCUGGUGACGCUGCGGCAGAGGCAGGGCGAGCCGUCACGCGUGGCUCGCCUCUAUCAGCAGGAGAUGAGGGACUUGCGGUCCCAGUUGGAGGAACUGAACAGGGAUAACAGCCACAUCCUAAUCGAGAGGAACAACAUGGAGGAAGAGCUGCAGAAACUUAAUGCAAAGUAUGAGGAGGAGUUUAGAGUGCGAGAGGAGACAGACAAAACCUUGAGGUCCUUCAGGAAAGACGUGGAUGACGCCGUAGCUGUUCGUCUGGAUUUGGAGCGUCGAGUUGAAUCACUGAUGGAGGAAAUCUCCUUCCUGAACAAAGUGCACGAUGAGGAAAUCCAGGAGCUCAGCAGCUUAAUGGAGGCGCAGCAGGUCUCAGUGGAACUGGAACUCGCCAAACCGGACCUCACAUCGGCCCUAAAAGAGAUCCGCAGCCAGUAUGAGUGCAUCGCCUCCAAAAACCUGCAGUCAGCAGAGGAGUGGUACAAGUCCAAGUUCGCCAGCCUCAGUGAACAGGCCACUCGGAGCAACGAGGCCAUGCGGGCCAGCAGGGAGGAGAUGAAUGAGUUCAGGAGACAACUGCAGGCCAAGACCCUCGAGAUCGAGACCCUGAGGGGAGCCAACGAGUCACUGGAGAGGCAGACCGCAGAGAUGGAGGAUGCUCACAACGGUGAAGUUACAGCAAUGCAGGACACAAUUGGUCAACUAGAUACAGAGUUGAGGAAUCUAAAGGGGGAGAUGGCACAGCACCUGAGAGAAUAUCAAGACCUUCUCAACGUUAAGAUGGCUCUGGACAUUGAGAUAGCUGCUUACAGGAAGCUGCUGGAAGGGGAGGAGACUCACUUCAACUCAGGGAUGUCCUUCGGAACUUCCACUUACAGUUACCAGGCACACGUCCCUGCCGACUCCUCCAGGGGAAGCCAGCGAGAGAAAGAGGGAGCCAAGAAGGAAAGCCUCAAGGAGGAGAAGGAUGAAGCAGACAUUAACUCCAACAACUGAGGACAAAGACACACACUCCGUGAAGGCAACAAAUAAUGUAUAAGUAAUAGUAUCACAAUUAUGUGACCAUAGAAUUACUUAAGAUAGGUCUCAAAGAACUUGAUAUGAGUGAUUCAUUGACUUCUUUGGUGCAGACGUCAAACACACAAAGUAUUUCUAAGACUAUAUUACAAUAAGUGCUAGUAUUAAAAUAAUGUGUGUCAAAAGUGGAAAAGUUAACAGGCUAAAAUCCGCCGUUAGCAUCAGCUCUAACGAUAAAUGUGAAACCUUUGUCAGAAGUGGCUGUGACUAUAUGUACUGUAUACAUAUAAAUACGUUAACCAUAUCAAUGUUUUCCCCGCUUAUGAGGUCCUUAGCGCCAACUGUGGGGAUGAAUAAACAAAGCUGA